Messenger RNA from Salvelinus namaycush (lake trout), 1854 nucleotides. RefSeq lists its product as uncharacterized. The record is from RefSeq and is a predicted model, not a curated record. The transcript is spliced from 5 exons. NCBI's taxonomy places the organism in Eukaryota, Metazoa, Chordata, Actinopteri, Salmoniformes, Salmonidae. Bases 1 to 1854 code for a protein of 617 amino acids.
AUGGAGGGUUCAACGCUGACACAGAGGAGGGCUGAGUGUCAGUUGAAGGAAAGGGAGAUCCAGACAGACUACAUGAUGGAGCUGGGUGCCAGGUUGGCUCUGAUGUGGCAGAUCCAGAGGGAGCAGGAGAAGGAGAUGAAGAGGAUUUGGUUUGAGACGAGGAAAAUGCCAAGCCUGAUUGAGGAGAAUGUGAGAGAUGUGACCAACCGUCCACUCACUGAGUUCAUGGCUCACUGUAUUGACUCCCUCCCACCACUGGCUUUCACCAAUCGGAGGCCUAUACCAACCAUGUUGCAUCCCCCCUCUCCAUUGGCCAUACGCGCUCAGGAUGACAAGCGGUUCAUUGUAUUUUCAUACUUUGUCCCUGUUGAGUGCCCAGUUGCCACAGAGACCACUGCAGAUGUAUCUGCUGUCUUUGACAUUGACUACAAACUGCCAGGGGCGGCAGUAGAGGGAACCAACAAGUGUCCAGUUGCCAGUGAAACAACCAAUGAUGUGUCCACUCAACUCAAAGAGGACAUGGCAGCUGAUCAAAGCCCUCCUGACCCUGCAGCACUGCCUCCAAGCUCGCCAUGUAUCCGUGACUCUGAACACAAACUGACCAAGGAGGAAAAAGAGGACGCCACCGAGUCCUCCGUUGCCACAGAGAUGACUGUAGGCACAUCCAUUGUCCAGGGAGAGGACCUGGAUAAAAGCCCUGAUCCAAGGCUGCCUCCAAGCUUGUCACACAUUUUGGACAGUGACCAUAAGCAGCCAGAGGAGACGAAAGAGGGCGCCACUAAGUGCUCAGUCGCCGCUAAUAGCGAGGAUCCAUCGGCAGCUACAGGUCUUCCCUCAGUGCUGCCUUCAAGCCUGCAACUUGUCUUUGACAAUGACUACAAACGGCCAGAGGAUGCAGUAGAGGGUACCAGCAAGUGUCCAGUUGUCAGUGAAGCAGCCGCUUCCGUGUCCACUGUCCUCGAAGAGGAGUUUUUGGCUGAUAAAAGUCCUCCUGCACCUGCAGCUCUGCUUCUAAGGCUGCCCUGCACCCAGAACAUUGACCACAAACAGCCAGAGGAGACCGUUGAGAACACCACAGAGUGCUCAGUUGACACAGAGGCAAGUGCAGUUACAUCCACUGUCAAGAGAGAGGAACUGACCGGUGAUAAAAGCCCUGUCCUUGCACUUCCUCCAAGCCUGGCAUGCAUCCAUGACAAGGACCACAAGCAGCCAGAUCAGAAAGUGAAGGGCACUACUGAGGAGGUGGAUAUCUGCCCUCACGCUCACCAGCUGGUCUCAGAUGCUGACUUAACUGCAACCCGCAAUGAUGAGCUGCCCACCCCUCUGAUCUGCGUGGUCACUAAGACGCCUGUUAGAGUGGGAGCCUCCAUAUGCAGGUCAGAGGAUGAUGAUGAACCCAGGCCCUGGACCCUGGAAGAGGCAAUGGAUUGUUGGAUAAGACUUGAAAUUGAGAGUGAAGAGAGGAGCGUCAAGGAUGUGAGCCCGAGGGAGGGAUUGAAGAGUGAGGUGGACUGUGCCCAUUCCAAGUGCUCCAAUGGGAAGGUUUCAUCAGAGAGAGCAGAGACCAUCCUGGGAAGAGUGGGCUUUCUGGUCAUGAACCACAUGCAGAAAAUCCCGUGUUUGAAGAUGGAGGAAAAAGAGAAAAAUAAGAAACUGAAUAAGAAGUUGAAAGAUGACGAGAAAGAGAGAAAGGAGAUGAAACACAAGCAGGAGGAGCAAAAAAAGAGGGAGGAGAAAGACGAGCCCAGGCAGAGGAAGGAGGCGACAAGCUUUGGAAAACCGGUCCACAAUGACGAGAAUGGUGGUGUUCCCUGGGAGGGGGGAAGGUCAGUGACAAAGUCAACCGAAAGGUGA